This is a messenger RNA of Coccinella septempunctata (seven-spotted ladybird), 1662 nucleotides long. RefSeq lists its product as uncharacterized. The record is from RefSeq and is a predicted model, not a curated record. Lineage: Eukaryota; Metazoa; Arthropoda; Insecta; Coleoptera; Coccinellidae. Gene Ontology annotation, molecular function: DNA binding. Gene Ontology annotation, cellular component: transcription regulator complex; nucleus. The transcript is spliced from 2 exons. Gene Ontology annotation, biological process: regulation of transcription by RNA polymerase II. Bases 115 to 948 code for a protein of 277 amino acids.
GCUCUUCCGCUUUGUUUCUCAGUUGAGCAGCUGCGUUUGAACGGCAAGGCCUGCGUUCUCGUCGGAUUUCAUCGAUUCGCACAACCGCCGUUGUUAUCGCCGCUAUAAAACGAUAUGAUGGACACCGAGAAGUUCAUCAAGUGCGUCAAAAAUAACCCCACGAUAUGGAAGAAGAAUUCCAAAGGGUACGGGGACAGGGUCAUGAGGGAGAGCUGUUGGAAUCUCAUCGGGCAGCAUAUGUUCGAUUCUUGGGACGAGAAGACCGAGGAGGAGAGACACGAGGAAGUUAUAAACAUGAAGAAUAAAUGGAGACAUAUGAGAGACAGCUUCAACAAAUACAUAAACCAAGGCAAGGGUAGAUUUUCAGGUGUGAAAAAAAGGAGGUACAUCUACGCUGACAACUUAUCCUUCCUCCUACAAAGAGGAAGCAGAAUCGCCAGAGAGAGUCAAGAGGAAGAGGUCAAACCAUCUUUCACCAAUCAAGACAUAACCGACCAAGAGAUCUCUGAGAGGACACAACCAAAACCCCAGACUGUCGGGAAAAAAAUACCAGUAAGACUACAAGAAAGAACAAAUAACAUUCCCAAAUAUCACCUCAUCAAAAACCCUGCCAGUCAGACAAGUCCAGAAGACGAUCCCGAUAGAUGCUAUCUGUUAUCUCUCCUCCCGGAAUUCAGGAAGCUGAACGAUGAUCAAAAACUGGAUUUCCGCUUCCACACCCUCCAGUUCUUCCGCGUCAUACGCACCAAGAUGUUGACCAGGAGGCCUCAGGUUGUUAACGGUUGGAGUGAGGAAAUGGAGUGCGAGGUAGAUAACCCCCAGAGCUACGCCGCUUCACCAAGAGGCUCCCAAAAUUCUUCGCCUCCUAAUUCACCAGGAGCAUCGCCAAGGUCGGAUCAUUCAGCAUCCGCAACGCAUUUUGAAUCCGUGAAGGCAGAACUGAUUUAGUUUUUCGUGUUGAAGAUCAUCUUUAGUGCUUGUAAUUGACUAAGGACUGUUCCUGAAUAUUGUGCCGAAUAAACCUGAACCAGAGUUGCCUGAAAUUUGAAUCAUUCGCUGAUCCAUUUCUGACUGGACCAUGCAUCGUCGAUGUUCAUAACUGCUUCGGUCUAAGUUCGAUGUAAUUUUCUUUCAUAGUGGAUAAACCUUGACUGAUCAAAUGUUGGAGAUUUCUUUGGUGAUAGUUUGUGGUUUGAACUUUGCAGAAGACAAUGUUUGCCUAAUGUAGGUAUAACCAGCGUUAAUCACCCUUAGCACAAAGAUUAACCUACCAGAUUGUAGCAGACAUUUGACCAUUCCACACGAUGACCAGAAGAAGAGAGAUAUCAUCAAUAAAAAUAACAAUAAUAAGCUUUAAUGAUUCAAUUAACGAAAAAGAAAUAAAUAGAAAAAAUAGAGUAGUAAACAAUGAAAACAACAACUAAUUACCUCAUUCUGAAGGUCAUCUAGAAACUUAGGGUCCAUCUCGAAUACAUGCAUACCUAUAUGAAGAAAAAGUUACGAUUUGUUUAUUUGGAACUAUCACUACAACCUGAUUUUUCUAGUCUUUCGAUAUAUUUCUUUUAUAUCAUACAACAUUUUUUAGGAUAUUCCAAAUGUUUAUUCGUUUCAUAUAGUUCAAUUUUCAAUCAAAACUAGUAACUUACCUAUAUUAAUAAAUAA